AGCAAUUUCUUUUCUGGAAAAAAUCAUGCUUUUUAAAGCUCACCCAUAUAAUUCCCACUCAUUAUCUUUGUUGCUUAAAGCUCUUACCCUCCCACCUCCCCCUUAUCUCAUCUCUCACCAUCUCUCUCUUUCUCUAACCUAAACCACAUCAAUUCCAAAGCAAAAUUCCUUCAUUUACACAAACAAAAUAACAAAUAAAACUACACACCCAUAUCUCUUCCUCAAAAUGAGAAAGACCCACCAUACAUAAUAAACUAUAACCUCACUUAUCACUCUCAUAACAAACCACACUUUUAUUAUUUCCUCUCCAUGCGAUCAUGGAGGGAGGAGAUGAUCUCCACCACCAUCAUCAUCACCAUCAACACCAACACCACCAUCACCAACAACAACAACAGCGCCAGAAUCAGAACUUCCCAUUCCAGCUUCUUGAGAAAAAAGAAGACCAACAAGAAGCAGCUUCAUGUUCAACCUCUUCACCAUAUCCAUCACUAGCAAUCUCACCUACAGAACCAAGCACAUCAAAUUCAAACCGAUCCAACCAACUAGUACCAGCAGCAGCACCAACAACCUCCGACCCCGGAAGCAAAAAACCGCCUCCCAAAAGAACCUCCACCAAAGACCGUCACACCAAAGUAGAAGGCCGCGGCCGCCGCAUCCGAAUGCCUGCACUCUGCGCUGCUAGAGUUUUCCAACUAACGCGCGAACUCGGCCAUAAAUCCGACGGCGAAACCAUCGAAUGGCUCCUCCAACAAGCUGAACCCGCCGUUAUUGCCGCUACUGGUACCGGAACUAUCCCUGCUAACUUCACCUCUCUCAACAUCUCACUCCGUAGCUCAGGCUCUUCCAUGUCUGUUCCAUCUCAGCUAAGAUCUUCUUACUUCAACCCGAACUUCUCACUUCAGCAACGAAGAACUCUUUUCCCUGGAAUCGGUUUAUCUUCUUCAGAUAACAGUAGCAACAACAACAACAACAACACUUCAAUGCUUUUGAAUUUCCAAUCAAAUAACCUAACGAACAUGUUGCAGGCAAAACAAGAGCUUCGAGAUGGAAACGCAAACACAAACUCAAACGCGCCUUCUUCAUCAACGACGUUGGAUUUAUCAGAAACAAGCGGAGAAGAUCAAUCUAUGGGAGGAAGAAAAAGAAGACCUAGCAGCGAGCAAGAUUUAUCAUCAAUACAACAUCAAAUGGGAAGUUAUCUACUUCAGUCAAGUGCAGGUUCGAUUCCGGCAAGCCAUACUCAGAUGCCGGCGAAUAUAUGGAUGGUAGCGAAUUCCAAUAACCAAAUAAUGAGUGGUGGUGAUCCUAUAUGGACUUUUCCGUCGGUGAAUAAUAGUGCUGCUUUAUAUAGAGGAGCAGUAUCAACAAGCGGUUUACAUUUUAUGAAUUUUCCACAGCCUAUGGCUUUGUUACCAGGUCAGCAAUUAGGUAAUUCAUCCGUUGGCGUCAGCGGUGGUGGUGGAAGUAGUGGCGGAGGAGGAGGAGGUGGUGGAAAUAUCAAUAUGAAUAUGAACAUGAAUGAAGGACAUUUGAGUAUGCUUGCUGGUCUUAGUCCUUAUCGUCCGGUUUCCGAUCAUCAAUCUCAUCAACAACAACAUCAACAACAACCAAGUGGAUCACAAUCACAUCACCGCGGUGGUAGCCACGACGAUCGACAUGAUAAUUAAUAACAAAAGUCAUCACCACCACUGGUUGAAGAAUAUCAUCAUCUUUUGCUUCAUCUUCAUCUUCUUCUUACAUUACUUGUCUAGUAGUUUGAUUUGAUGAUGUGUUUAAUUUUAACACACGUGAGGUUUGUUUAAUCUUAUUCUAAAUUGAGUUUUAUUAUUA
Messenger RNA from Lathyrus oleraceus (garden pea), 1830 nucleotides. Its product is annotated as transcription factor TCP15. The transcript has a single exon. NCBI's taxonomy places the organism in Eukaryota, Viridiplantae, Streptophyta, Magnoliopsida, Fabales, Fabaceae. The coding region runs from base 318 to 1667 and encodes 449 amino acids. Gene Ontology annotation, cellular component: nucleus. Gene Ontology annotation, molecular function: sequence-specific DNA binding; DNA-binding transcription factor activity. The record is from RefSeq and is a predicted model, not a curated record.